Labeo rohita (rohu) is the source of this 1335-nucleotide messenger RNA. RefSeq lists its product as uncharacterized. NCBI's taxonomy places the organism in Eukaryota, Metazoa, Chordata, Actinopteri, Cypriniformes, Cyprinidae. The record is from RefSeq and is a predicted model, not a curated record. The transcript has 5 exons. The annotation marks the transcript as partial.
AUGUGUUUACGUAUGCACUGCUCAGUGAACGCUCUUAACAUGGAGAAGGAAACCCACUUCCACAUCCUGUUGAGGAACCAGGUCAUCAUCAUCCACAAAGACUCUAACACCCCACUCUUCUCCUUCUGUCCCCUCUCUGAGGCAGAAGUAUCCAAACUUCUCCUCUCCAGCCAUCCUACAACAUGCCCACUAGAUCCUAUCCCCUCUCACCUUCUCCAAGCAAUCUCUCCUACACUCUUACCAGCACUUACACACAUCAUCAACACAUCUCUCCUCACAGGCACUUUCCCCACUGCAUUCAAGCAGGCUCGGAACAGUUCAUUGGAUGCUAACCAGUCAGGGUUCAGGAGCGGCCACUCAACUGAAACUGCACUACUGUCAGUCACUGAAGCCUUGCGGAUUGCAAAAGCUGAUUCCAGAUCAUCGGUACUCAUUUUGCUGAAUCUUUCUGCUGCUUUUGACACAGUCAAUCAUCAGAUCCUCCUGUCCACCCUCUCAUCACUGGGUAUCACAGGGACUCCUCUUCGCUGGUUUGAAUCCUAUCUCACAGAUGAUCCAACAGUAGCUGCACGGAUCUCAGGCUGCUUGGCGGACAUCUCGGAGUGGAUGAAAGAACAUCAUCUACAGCUCAACUUGGCAAAGACUGAGCUCCUUAUUUUCCCUGCCACUCCAACUCUACAACAUGAUUUUACCAUCAACUUAGGUACUUUAACAAUUACCCCAUCAAGUUCUGCCAGAAAUCUUGGUGUUAUUUUUGAUGACCAGCUGACUUUCAAAGACCACAUUGCUAAAACUGCUCGAUCUUGCAGGUUUGCCCUACACAACAUUAGAAAGAUCAGGCCCUUUCUAACUGAGCAGGCCACACAACUUCUUGUCCAGGCCCUGGUCAUCUCCAGGCUGGACUACUGCAAUGCUCUUCUAGCCGGUCUUCCCUCAUGCACAAUCAAACCUCUACAAAUGAUUCAGAAUGCAGCAGCACGACUGGUCUUCAACGAGCCCAAAAGGGCCCAUGUCACACCUCUCUUUAUCACCCUGCACUGGCUCCCAAUUGCAGCUCGCAUCAAAUUCAAGACACUGAUGCUUGCUUAUAGAACAACCACAGGCUCGGCGCCCGCCUACCUCCACUCAUUGCUACCAAUCUACACUCCCUCCAGAACUCUGAGAUCCGCCAGUGAGCGACGCCUCAUUGUACCAUCACAAAGAGGCACAAAGUCACUUUCCAGAACAUUCUCUUACACCGUUCCUGGCUGGUGGAAUGAUCUUCCCACCGCUAUCCGGAAUGCCAACUCCCUAACAACUUUCAAGCAACUGCUGAAAACCCAUCUCUUUCGACAC